Stomoxys calcitrans (stable fly) is the source of this 7955-nucleotide messenger RNA. It is a transcript of the gene mbc, whose product is annotated as dedicator of cytokinesis protein 1. NCBI's taxonomy places the organism in Eukaryota, Metazoa, Arthropoda, Insecta, Diptera, Muscidae. Gene Ontology annotation, biological process: cell migration; small GTPase-mediated signal transduction. The record is from RefSeq and is a predicted model, not a curated record. Gene Ontology annotation, cellular component: cytoplasm; plasma membrane. The transcript has 19 exons. Bases 1282 to 7287 code for a protein of 2001 amino acids. Gene Ontology annotation, molecular function: small GTPase binding; guanyl-nucleotide exchange factor activity.
AACAUUCGAAGAUUCGAAGUGAAAAGUCGGUGCGUGCGGAGUUUUAUUUUUUUCUGGGCAUGAGAACUAACUGCUACCGAUACUGAGUUAAUCUUGCAAACCUACUGCCACCUAGAAUAACAGAAGAAGUAUAAAUCAAACUCCUUCGGCACAGAAGAGUAGUGCUGGAUCAAUUACGUUCCGAUAGAUGCAGCCGCCUCAACAACAACUACUAGAGUGGAAAAGUGAAAAUGAUAAAAUAAUGUGCCCGUAGACAAGUUUCAUACAAAUCUUGUUUUAAAUGGCGGUUAAAUAUUUGGAGAUUUAUUAGAAAAAUAUCUAUUUCAAGCAAUCAAAAUAACAUUGCUGUCGCUGACAAUAAUAAUAAUAAGUGUCGAAUAAUGUAAGAGAGAGAAGAAAAUCAAAAGACGAUACGAUACUUCUUGUUGUUGUUAUUAUUUGGUUCCACCAAGAUUAAAUUAAAAACGGCUCAUGGUGUAGUGAUAGUCAGGCGCGGCGAACAAUGUGGUGUUUGUGUUUACGUUCGGUUUUCGAAUGUGUGUGCGACGAGGAGAAUGAAUGGUGUUUGUAUUGAUAUCUACUGCUAUCUGUGUGUGACAGCCAACUCCCCAAUUAAAUAAGCAAAACGCAAAUAUUUUUAAUUGAAAUAAAUCAAAAGCAAAAUAGAAAAAAAAAUAAAUGAGAUUGGUUUUUCCUGUUGGACAAGAAAGAGAGUCAACAAAAAUAGCACAAAUUUGCAAGUGAAUGUGGAAAAAAGUGAAACUUGAUCAUCUUACACUCAGCAGUUUGUAAAUAAAAGUAAUCCCCUAUACAAAGGGGCAAAUAUAAUAAAUCUUUACUUUUGAUGACUACUACUUCAUUGGUGCGGUUUGUCAUCCGAAAAAAACAAACAACAGAACGUUGCCUUCCAACGAAGUUUUUUUCUUUUCGAAAAGUAAAGAAAAUUACACAAAUCAUUUUUAAUAAUUAAAAUGAAACGAAUUUUUUAAAUCAACAUCAAAAGAGAAACCAAAAUAAUGAAAUACCAUUAUCUACUCAUUCGAGUUCGAGUAGUCGCUCAAAUACCUGACCCAGUGAAGUAUGAUUUGAUUAGAUAGAUUUGUUAUAUUCUCAGUGUGCGCCAGUGUGUGUUUGCUAGUGUUUGUGCAACAAGUAAGAAGAAAAGAGCAUUAAAAAAAAAAACAAAAACUGAACUUCGAUCGAUUUACAAAAAAAGUCUAUUGAAUUUACCUCUUUUUUGCUGUUGUGAUUUUUCGCAUCUGAUCAAACUGCGGCUGCAAGAUGACAGUGUGGAACAGCAAUCCGAAGCAAGUCUUCGGAAUUGCAAAAUGCAAUUUCGAUCAAGACGAUAAACCGCAUCGCCUCAGUUUGGAUGUAGGUGACUCUGUGGUCAUAUUGAAAGAAACAACCCACUGGUAUUAUGGUUAUAAACAACGAAAUAAGGAACAGCGUGGCAUAUUUCCCAAAAGCUACAUCCAUUUGUGCGAUUAUAAAAUUGUCAAUGGGGAAUAUUGCAUACAACGAACUGAAAUUGUUGAGGAAAUAACAAAAGUUCUGUUGGAAUGGGGCAUAAUAUUGAAACAAUAUUUUCUGGUCCGACAUCCCGACUUCCAUAGCAUACGCUCCAAAAUGAAUAGUUUGAACAACAAUCGAGCCCUUUUAAUAUCCGGUAAUCUGCCUUUGGAUGAAAUUCGUACCAUCAAAUUAACAGCCACUUCACAAAUUGACACGGGCAACAAUCUGCUGGGAUUGGAUAUGGUGGUGCGUGACGAAAGUGGUGAUAUUUUGGAUACGAAUACCAUAUGCACCACCGAAUUGUAUGAGCAUCAUAUGAAUGCCGUCAAUCGCAUUAUUAAGGCCAAUCGUCCUCAAACCAUACACCAUGGUCCCAAACCCUACAAGAAUUUCUCACACAACAUUUUGCUGCAUGUCAAUGCCUUUGUCUGCAAAUUCCAAGAAGAUUCCGAUUUAAUAUUCACCCUCUUUGAUGGUGAAUCACAUCGACCCAUAAGUGAAAACUAUGUGGUGAAAUGGUCCCGCACUGGCAUAGCCCGUGACAUCGAUCAAUUCGACAAUAAUCGAGUUCUCUUCACCGAUCUCAGUAAAAACGAUGUUAGCAUACCGAAAAUGUAUUUGGUUUGCUAUGUGGUGCGUAUAGGUUCCAUGGAAAUGAAGGAGAAUGAUUCGAAACGCACCAGCAUUACCAACACCAUGCUGACAGCGGCCAGCAAAAAGAAUUCCCAGUUAUCCAUAAGCUCCAGUGGUUCUUUCAGUGGCACUGAAUACAUAAUGCGUCGUCCCUUCGGAGUAGCCUAUAAAGAUCUGACCCCCAUUAUCAAUAAACCCGAUGAGUUUAAGGGUAAUUUGGAUAUGCCCUUCAUACUAUGCGAAAAGGAUAACAUGGACAUCACCUUAAGGAAGCUGAUAGCCAAUAAGGAUAUUGGCAAAAUUGAUUCACGCAUGUGUGUAACAGUUGAGGUGUUACAGGGCGACAUCAAACAGAUUAAAGAAGAUUUUCCCCGUCUACUGCAUACCAAUGUACCCAUUGCUCGCAAAAUGGGCUUUCCCGAAGUCAUUUUACCCGGAGAUGUACGCAACGAUUUGUAUUUGACUUUGUGCUCCGGAGAAUUUGCCCGUAUUGCCAAGACCUCAGAGAAGAAUGUGGAAGUCACCGUCACAGUUUGCAAUGAGCAUGGUCACACUGUGCCUGGUGUGAUGAGCAUAGGAGCCGGUUUGGCACCCAUAGAUGAAUACAAAUCUGUGGUGUACUAUCAUGAUGAUAAACCCAAAUGGAUGGAAACCUUUAAAAUUCAUGUGCCCAUUGAUGAGUUUAAGCAAUGUCAUUUGAAAUUCGUUUUCAAACAUCGCAGUUCCAACGAGCAAAAGGAUAAAUCGGAGAAACCUUUUGGCUUGGCUUAUAUGAAACUGAUGCAGGAUAAUGGAACUACCAUAACGCAAGGACAACAUACAUUGGCUGUUUAUAAAAUCGAUCACAAAAAACUGGACAAAACCAAUUCAAAUAACACAUAUCUGGAACUACCGGCCACAGUCAACGAAUUACAAGGUACAAAACCAUCAACAGCAGGACUAACACUACUGCCUAAGGACCAGCUGGUGAUAGGUGUAAAUCUGUGCAGUACAAAACUCACACAAAGUGUAAGCCUUUUGGGUCUUUUGAAUUGGUCGGCCCACCGAGAAACUUUGGAAGAAUCCUUAAAUGCUUUAUCCAAUGUACCUGGCGAAGAGGUUGUGAAAUUUCUGCAAGAUAUCUUAGAUGCUUUGUUCAAUAUCUUAGUGGAAAAUGAUAGUCCAGAGAAAUAUGAUCAAUUGGUAUUUAUGAGCAUUAUACAUCUCAUAGAGACUGUUUCGGAUUUGAAAUAUCAGCAUUUCUUAACCGUGUUGGAUGUCUAUAUUAAUGAAAGUUUUUCAGCAACAUUGGCCUAUGCAAAACUUAUUGAUGUUUUACAAAGGAACGUCCAAGAGGCCAUUGAACCCAAAGAAAAAUCUGUCGAUGGCAUUGAAAUUGAUGAACGCAUUGAGGUUAAGCGUCUGUACAAAACCACAAGAUAUCUGCAUUAUGUAAUGAAAUUUAUUAUAAGAUCACGCAUUUUAUUCUCAGCCAUAAACGGCAACUCGGAUUAUGAUGAUUUUGCUAAUAAAUUACAUGAACUUUUGGAAAUGUUCAUCAAGAUGAUUGCCUGUCCAACUGAUCUUCUGAAGUCUGAAGGAGCUUUGCUUAAGAACUUGCAUAUAAUAGCAACGGAUUUAAUGCAAGUUUUUGAUCCCGUCAGAUUAAGCAUUGUCAUUGUGAAUAUUUUGAAACAAUUUCCCCCACGUCGUUUAACCCAAUCCAAAAUGGGUUGCAUAAAGGAUUUUGUGGAUUCGAAAUUAUUCCAUUUACCCGAAUGCCGUGCCAUACUCUUGCCGGUUUUCUGCAAUCACAUAAAGGAUCGUUUAGAGAGCAAAGAGGAGGGCGAUACCAAAUCUGAUAUAUGGCAACAAGAAAAAAAUCUUUCGAAAGCGGCCAAAGUUCUGGGACAGUUAAAAUCGCAACUGCAUACACGUGAAACGACAGCCAAACAAAAGGUGACCGAAUGUAUAAAUAUCAUGAACAAUAUCCUAAAGCUCCUGUAUCGCAAGGAUAUCGGUCAUACGCACAAUGAUAUACGUGAUAUAAUGCUUAUCCUGCUGCGUACCGUUAUCAAGACAUCACAGGCAUUGGAUAGAGAAAAUCAAUUAGUUGGCAAUCUGGUGGCCAUCAUGUUGGGCAUACUGCAAUGCAUGGACUCUGUACACUAUGAGAUAUAUGUAAAGCAUUUAAAUAAUCGCUUUGAAUUGCAAGAUUUCGUUAUUGAGAUACUUUUGGUGUUUGAAGAACUUGUAUCGCCUCAUCAGAAACCCGUAUUUCCUAGAGAUUGGAUGGAUAUGAUUAUGCAUCAGAACACUGUAAUCUUGGGCUCACUCAAGCAACUCUCCAUAGUCAUAGUGGAUCAUUUCAUAGAUCCUUUCGAGAAACAAGUGUGGUCGAAUUUCUUCCAGUGUUCCAUAGCCUUCCUCAUACAGUCACCCUUGCAGUUGAACGAUUUCAAUGACAAUAAGCGGCAGGUGAUAUUUGCUCGAUAUCGUGAUAUACGCAAAGAUACCGCUCAAGAGAUACGGAAAAUGUGGUUCCAAUUGGGUGAACACAAACCAAAGUUUGUGCCACAACUGGUGGAGCCCGCACUGGAAAUGAGCAUGAUACCAGAGAUUGAGUUACGCAAGGCCACCAUACCCAUAUUCUUUGAUAUGAUGCAGUGUGAAUACUACAGCUCGAAAUUGAUUCAUGAUAGCUAUGGUGAUACCAAACGCAAUAAUGCCCACUACAAGGCCAACUUCAAUGAAUUCGAAACGGAAAUGAUUGAGAAGCUGGACAUUCUGAUAGGAGCCGGCAAGGGAGAUGUGCAAUACAAGGAACUCUUCGAACAAAUACUUUUGGAGAAGUGUCAGGCCCAUAACAUUUUAAAUGUGGAGGGAACAAAGUUUGUGAAUAUGGUCUCCAAGCUUAUGGAUCGCUUGCUGGAGUAUCGUUGCAUAAUUCAAGAUGAGAGCAAAGAGAAUCGCAUGGCCUGCACCUUUUCACUGUUGCAAUUUUACUCUGAGGUCAAUCGCAAGGAGAUGUACAUACGCUACGUCUACAAGCUGUGCGAUUUGCAAAUGGAAUUUGACAACUAUACGGAGGCUGCAUACACGCUAAAAUUGCAUACGGAAUUGUUGUCCUGGAAUGAUACGGAACUAUCGCCCCAGCUCAGAUCCCAUCGUCACAUACAAUGUCGAACACAUCGCGAUUUGAAAGAAGCACUCUACUAUGAGAUAAUCGAUUAUUUCGACAAGGGCAAAAUGUGGGAGUGUGCCAUCGACAUGUGCAAAGUUCUGGCCCAGCAAUACGAAAAUGAGAUAUUCGACUACAUCAAAUUGGCUGAAUUAUUCAAGAAAAUGGCUUUGUUCUUUGAGAAAAUCCUUAAGGAAAUGCGCCAUACCUCUGAGUAUUUCCGUGUGUGUUUCUAUGGCCUGGGAUUUCCACGAUUCCUGCAAAAUAAAAUGUUCAUAUUCCGCGGCAAGGAAUAUGAAAGGCUCAGUGACUUCAGUACCCGCAUAUUGGUACAACAUCCCCAAGCGGAACUAAUGCAUACCUUGGAAAUGCCCGGUGAAGAUAUAACCCAAGGUGAAGGCCAGUACAUACAGGUGAACAAGGUGGAGCCCAUCAUGGAUGAGGCCUUUGCCAAGUUCAAUGAUAAGAUCAUAUCGAAUGAGAUCGUAAAAUACUUUGCCAAUAACAAUGUACAAAAGUUUAAAUUUUCACGACCAUAUCGUGAGAGUACCAUUGGUGAUGCUGAUGGUGUGGGUAAUUUGUGGCUGGAGCGAACUGUGGUGACAAUUAAAUUUCCUUUGCCGGGCAUUUUAAGAUGGUUCCCAGUGAUAGAUUCGGACACGUUCAAGAUUUCUCCCCUUGAAUUGGCUGUCGAAACUAUGAAAUCAACAAACAAAGAUAUUCGUAACUUGAUUAUAGCCCAUAAAAAUGAUGAAACUUUACCCGUAAAUCAGCUAAGUAUGAAAAUCAAUGGCAUUGUUGAUCCCGCAGUUAUGGGUGGUUCCGGUAAAUACGAAGAUGCCUUCCUCACGACGGAAUAUCUGGAAGAUCAUCCGGAUGAUAAGGAUUUAGUAGAUGAAUUGAAGGACUUAAUAGCUGCGCAAAUACCACUAUUGGAUAUUGCCAUUGCACUGCAUAAACAAAAGGCACCAGAAAGUCUUAAAUUAUUCCAUGAACGCAUGGAAACCUGUUUUGCUGAUAUGCAAGCAAAUAUAGAAUCUAAAUAUGGCAAAAGGACCUGUGAUCUUAAGCUAGAUCGCGAUUCUGUUAUAAUGCGGCGCAAUAAUUCUUUCUUACCCACCAUGUUUGACAAUAGUAAUCGUCUUUCAGAAACCAGCAUGGGUUCUUCAGAUAGCGGUCUUUCAAAAUCAACUUCGUCAAUGCGGCCACAAACAAAUUCCAUUAAAUCCACUUUUGGCUUUACUUUCAAUCCAAGACCCACUUUAGGUCAUUCACCUAGUACGAAAAGUAAAACGAAAGAUAAGACGCCCUCGAAACGAAGAUCUAUAAAGAAGUUGGAUCGUGAUACUUUAAGCUUGCCGGUUGCCAAUAGUCAAUGGUAUACCACGCCUUUGACUACCAUAACCUCAACGCCUGAAAGGGAUUCCAAUACAUCGAUAAUAUCGGCCUCUAAUACAUCAUUGUGUUCGAAGACCGCAGAUCCUAAAGUAUUAACUGAAGAGCUCACAUCGAAACGCCCCUUGCGUUCGGAGAAGGAAAAAGAAAGACGUCUCUCAAGGCCCGCCAGCAUAGCUACACCCACUGCCAGCAUGAAAGGCUUUUCGGCGGCCGAUACACAUUCUCUGUCGGGUGCCGAUAGUAGUAAUCGUAACUCAGUUGAUACCACCGAUUCGACAUCUGAAGAAGAUCUGAUACCACCUCCGUUGCCAGCAAAAACCAGAGAUUCCACAGAUUUCUCUAGUCUCAACUAUACUUUGGAUUGGAAUUCCAAUUCAUUUUCAUUGGGCGGUGCCCUAAGUCCCAAUGGGACAAUAACACGUACGACAUCUUGUUCCACCUCCACCAGUAUUGUGAAUACAUCCUAUGAAUAUGUUGAAACCAAAAAUUUUAUUAUAACCUCAGCACUGGCGAACGAUGAUAAGAAGAGGCCACCAACGCCACCGCCAAAGCCAUCGAGGAAUAGCAAACACAUUCCAUGAAACAGAAGCAAAACUGAGGGAGCACUAAGCCAUAAUUCAUUUGAAUAGAAAACAAAAACGAUUGCCACAAUUAAAGAAACCCCAAAGGAGGGGUGCAAAGGAAUGGAAAAGAAAGUAAACAAGUGCCAAAAAACAAACUAACACAUACACACACACACACACAAAAUCAAAAAGAUGGUGAAGAAACAAAAUGCGAUAUUCAAAAAUUUUUAUUUUUUAUUUUAUAAUUUAUAUUAAAUACUUUUAUAUGAUAUUACUUACAUUUACCCAACUAACUAUCCAACUCGACGAACGAGCUGAUGAGAAAAUCCACAUUUUCAAAAAACCAUGCAAACUUUAUUUAAUUUCCAUAAAAGUCUUCCUAUAUAUAAUUUUUUUUUUUAAAGAAACUGUAAUUGUGUCAUUCUAAAGAAAACAAAAAUGAUGGUAUAAUUGUAAAUUAGGCUCUUUCUUGAAUUAAUUUUAGUCAUAAUACACUACUUUGUUUUAGCAUUAAUUACGACAAGAAACCAAACUUUACUGAACAUGAACUCAGUAUUCGUUAUUUAUAAGGCAAACAAACGCACAACUAAAAUGAAAAUUAAACAAAAAGUGCCACAAAAUCUGAAUAGCAACCAAACGAUACAAAAACAAAUUCUGUAGCAAAUGUUUUGCAAAAAAAAAACAAA